Messenger RNA from Caenorhabditis remanei, 516 nucleotides. RefSeq lists its product as uncharacterized. The record is from RefSeq and is a predicted model, not a curated record. The transcript is spliced from 2 exons. Bases 1 to 516 code for a protein of 171 amino acids. Lineage: Eukaryota; Metazoa; Nematoda; Chromadorea; Rhabditida; Rhabditidae.
AUGGGAGACGAAAUAUCGGCAGAUUUGAAGUCAAACAGUCAAAUGUCCGAUUCUGUGGAAAAUAUUCAAAGAAAAAUGAUUCUUCUAGAAAUCGAGAAGAAUGAAAAGUCAAGUUUUGAUGAUGUCAUAACUGGUGCAGAAUCCGAUAAUGGAUGGGAGGACUGUUUGAAAGAAACAGAGUACAGUGUAACAAGUCAAUGGAUUUCCGAAUCUGAUAACACAGUUUCUUCGCAAACAAUCCAAGAAUCUUCUGAAGGUCCAAUCAGUUACUAUGAGUUGGAUGAUCUCAAUCAUAAACCAAUUGGAAAUAAUUCUCGAAUGGCUCGUGUUCCGUCUCAAUAUCAGCUUGAUGCUCUUUCUGAAAUGUUCAUUUUUGAUUUACCUCAACAUAUUGCAAUGCAACGAAUGGAAAACGCAUGUGACCCCGUGGUUUUGAAUUCUAUCGAUCAAGAAGCAGUGAACCGCGGAACAACUCCAUGCUUCAUUAAUUCAGAGUAUGUAUCCGAGAUGAUAUGA